This is a messenger RNA of Bombina bombina (fire-bellied toad), 2540 nucleotides long. RefSeq names its product cytochrome P450 2F3. Gene Ontology annotation, cellular component: cytoplasm; intracellular membrane-bounded organelle. Gene Ontology annotation, molecular function: heme binding; iron ion binding; oxidoreductase activity, acting on paired donors, with incorporation or reduction of molecular oxygen, reduced flavin or flavoprotein as one donor, and incorporation of one atom of oxygen. Gene Ontology annotation, biological process: xenobiotic metabolic process. The transcript is spliced from 9 exons. NCBI's taxonomy places the organism in Eukaryota, Metazoa, Chordata, Amphibia, Anura, Bombinatoridae. The coding region runs from base 37 to 1503 and encodes 488 amino acids. The record is from RefSeq and is a predicted model, not a curated record.
GAUAUAACCAGCAGCUCGUGCCCAGCUGUGACAGUCAUGCUGUCUGCUGCUCUUGCAGGCGUGCUGUCCGUACUGGCCUUCCUGCUCUUCCUCAAUACAUGGAAGAAGAAAAAGAAUUUACCCCCAGGCCCUGCUCCUUGGCCUGUGAUUGGCAACCUGCACCAGCUGAACAGACUGGCACCUUAUGAGACUUUAACUGAGCUCGGCGAGAAGUACGGCAGCGUCUACACGAUUUACUUUGGAUGGAAUCCAGUUGUGGUGCUGUAUGGGUACGACACAUUGAAGGAUGCGUUGCUUGGGCAGGCAGAUGAUUUCAGCGGGAGAGCCAUUGUCCCGGUCUUUGAAAGGGUUGCCCAUCGGAAAGGGCUGGUCUUCUCCAAUGGAACUCACUGGCAGCAGCAGAGGAGGUUCUCUCUUGCAACCCUGCGUAGUUUUGGAAUGGGGAAGAGGAGUAUCGAGGAACGUGUGACAGAGGAAGCCACGUUUUUGGUGGAGUUUUUCCAGAGAAAACAAGGAAAGCCGUUCAACCCAGCUUCCCGGGUAACAGCAGCAGUAUCCAAUGUAAUUUGCUCAAUUGUAUUUGGCGACCGUUUUGAUACAGAAGAUGAAACAUUUCAGACACUACUCAGGAUGGUUAAUGAGAAUAUCACCUUUUUGGGAAAACGCGGAUUCCAGAUGUACAACACAUACCCUAACAUCCUUAAGUGGCUUCCUGGAGAACACCACAAAAUCUUCCAGAAUGUGUCCAUGUUGCAGACAUAUCUGAGAGGACUCAUAGACAAUCAUCUUCUGUCCCGCGACCCCAACUGUCCCCGAGAUUUUGUGGACAGUUUCCUUAAUAAGAUCGAGGAGGAGGCUGGUAACCCUGAUUCCCAUUUCACCAUGGACAGUCUGACAUACACAACCUUCAAUCUGUUCAUCGCUGGCACUGAAACAACAUCUUCCACAAUCCGCUGGGCCCUGAGGUUUAUGCUGGCAUAUCCAGAAAUUCAGAAAAAAAUUCAGAAUGAGAUUGACAGUGUUCUAGGGUCUGAAAAAUGCCCUUCCCUGGAGGAUCGUGUCCGCCUGCCGUACACAGACGCCGUGAUUCAUGAAGUCCAGAGAUUUGCCAGCAUUGUCCCAAAUGGCCUCCCCCAUGAAGCGCUGUAUGAUAUCAAAUUUAAAGGCUACACCAUUCCCAAGGGCACCCAAAUAAUCACAUUCCUGCACUCAGCUCUCAAUGACAAGAAGUACUGGGAUAACCCUGAACUGUUCAACCCUGACCGCUUCCUGGAUGAAAAUGGGAAAUUUAUAAAGAAUGAAGCUCAAAUACCUUUUGGAGCCGGUAAAAGGUCAUGCAUUGGAGAGGCACUUGCAAAGACUGAAAUCUUCAUAUUCUUUGUUAGUAUCCUACAGAAGUUCACCCUAAAAUCCGCUCCUGGGGAAGGUGGCCCUAUUCAGUUAAUGGGCGGAGGUACACGUGCCCCUGUGCCUUUUAAUGUGUGCGCUGAAUGGCGUCUUUAAUAGCACUGGAUCUCCAACUGGGUUGGUGUGAUGAGCGACAAAAUCCAUCUGGAAGAAGCAGACUCACAUUUAUUGUUUUUGUAUAUAAAUGAAUCAGAAAUAUUCACUGGGGCAAAAGGGAAAAAAUUCUAUUGAUUAGAAGCUCCAUAUAAGAUUAGUGAAUUUCACAUUACUAGACGUCUAUGUCCAGAGCAACUGUGAAUCUGCUCUGUGUUCCUGAAUCAGUCAGAACAUUACAUAUAAUAAGCUAAGCAGUUUCCAUACUGACUUCAUAUCAGCUAAGAAAUAACUAAUUUAUCUAUAGAGGUCUAUGAAUUAUUGCAAAGCAUAAACCAUCACCCAAUUAGCUGUGACGUCAACUCUCAGGGCUUGUGUCUGAGGCAAUCGGUUUUUGGGCAAAGAGCAGAUUCACAGAUGCACUAGAAUUAGAAAUCUCCCUUUUAGUUGCUGCACAAACAAAUAGCCAUAUGAUACCGAUUAGCUAAACCAUUAGGUUACUUUUGUGCCACUAAAAUUUUAUAUCCCUAGUUAAAGGGACAGUCUACUCCAGAAUUGUUAUUGUUUAAAAAAAUAUAUAAUCCCUUUAUUACCCAUUCCAUCUAAAAUAUCACUAACAUUCCAGAUCUGUUUUACCAUCACGUUACUAUACUUUUUACCUCUGUGAUUACAUUGUAUCUAAACCUCUGCAGACUAAUCUGUCAUCCCCAAUGUCGCCGCAACCUAACUACAUUUAUUAACCCCUAAUCUGCCGCCCCCAACGUCGCCGCAACUAUAUUAAAUGUAUUAACCCCUAAAUCUAAGUCUAACCCUAACACCCCCCUAACUUAAAUAUAAUUUAAAUAUAUCUAAAUAAAAUUACUAUCAUUAACUAAAUUAUUCCUAUUUAAAACUAAAUACUUACCUGUAAAAUAAACCCUACGAUAGCUACAAUAUAACUAAUAAUUACAUUGUAUCUAUCUUAGGGUUUAUUUUUAUUUAACAGGCAACUUUGUAUUUAUUUUAACCAGGUAGAAUAGUUAUUAAAUAGUUAUUAACUA